GUUUGAUUCGCUCGGAGGUAAUUUAGUUCGUGGUGCAGUUGUUGGACUAAGGAGUUACCCAUGCUGCUGCGCCCUCCCACGCGACGAAAACUCAUUGACAGAGUUUAUUUACAGUUUCGCGUAGUCGUGGAUAAGGACUUUCCCCAGAUCUUCGGUGUUUUUGUUCAUUAAUCUGGAAUGCAAUGGCUAGCCCGAGCAACCAAGAAUAUUUCAGGUCCGCCAGUACUGAAUCGUCCGCCUAUAUGAUGGUUCCGACGAAGAAACGGCCAGAUACACCCUCAAAGUUGUGGCUAGCCAUGGUGGUUAUUGUCGUUGUCGUACUCCAGAUUGCUUCGACCACCGCACUCUUCGUCUAUCUGAACAUGUCGAUAUCUCAGGUGAAGAAUCAGGGCGUUACCGAGGAGCUGAAGUGCUUGAGUCUGCUGAAUGCUCUGGAUAAGCAGCAGGACAUCCCAGAAAACCUCGCCCAGCUCUUCGGAGAACCCUGCAUGAAACUGGCAGAAGGCAUCAAGGCUUACAUCUCCAAGGUGACUGAGAACAUCAUAUCAAAGCAGACAUUUCAAGAAGCGAGAUCCUUGCCUCGUACGUUCAACACAUCAGGGUCAAAGGUCAUCACCACAGUGACUCAAAGACCGUCUGCCCACCUCACUCUCCUAGAAAGCAGCCUACAGGCCCCUCAGCCGGACCUCCACCAGUCCUGCCGCCACCCGGUCCGGUCCUGGGGAACCCAGAGCUUCGGCGCUCACCUGCACAACAUGACGCUGGUUAACGGGCACCUGCGCGUGCCCCUGGACGGCCGCUACUUCCUGUACUCCCAGGUCUACUUCCGCUACCCCGCCCCCAGUGAGGGGGAGGAGUCCACCGUCAGCCACCAGCUGGUGCAGUGCGUGUACAAGAAGACCUCGUACCUGCGGCCCAUCCAGCUGCUGAAGGGCGUGGGCACCAAGUGCUGGGCGCCCGACGCAGAGUACGCCCUGCACUCGGUGUACCAGGGCGGGCUGUUCGAGCUGCGCGCGGGCGACGAGGUCUUCGUCUCCAUCUCCUCGCCCUCCUCCGUUCACGCCGACCCCUCCUCCAGCUACUUUGGGGCCUUCCGGCUCGACCUGUGAAACCCCGACCUCUCACCUCUGAACCCUUGGGGGGGCAGGAGGAAUGCGGAGGAGUUGUCAUACCUGAACGUUGGGAUGCUGUUUGCACACCUUUUCCCCCCCCCUCCCGAUUCAAUGUCACACUCUUUUAUGCUGGACGGAAAAAGAUGAGAAAGCAGAGGAAGCCUCUUUUUUUAAGAAAGAGAGGGAACAAAGGACAUUGUUGUUUAAAGACAGAUGGAAUGUAACUGAGAGCUAGAUCACAUCAUUGGUGUGGAAUGGUAGCAAACACACAGCUCAUUUAUUCUAAGAGGGCCGGGGGCUGGGAUGGACGGUCUGUGCCACAGUCCUGUGUUUAGAGCGUAGCCUGGACAAACACUACCACCCUGCAGCGUGACCUGGGUGAGGCGAGAUAGUCUGAGUUUAAUGUAUCAUGUUAAACAAGGAAACAAGAGAAGAGCGAAGGAAUGCUGAGAAGAUUCCACAAGCUGCGAGAAAUAUGCGGCACUACCAGCCACCGAUGAGGGCUCAGGAAUCUUUAGCGGGAAGAGGGGCCGUCCUUCAAUUCUGAGAUCACCUGGUCCGGCCCAACCUGCACGGCAGCAUACCGAGCUGGAACGUGAAAGCACUGCGGACUGAUAGUUAUUAUUCACAGAGGGCCACGUGCAUACAGUCAAACACGCAAACAAACACACGCACACACGCACAUGCACAUACACACACACACACAUACACGCGCACACACACAUACAUAAGAAUAAGUGAGCUCUGGCUAAAAGGAGCAUGCCUCUCCUUAAAGGUGGCUGACUGGAAGGUUUAAGCAAACUGAGUCAUCACAUGAAGAGAAAGCUGUAUUCUAGACUGACACAACAGCUGUCUGCUUUGUCCAAAAGCACACCUGGAGAUUUCCUAUCGGCUUUUGUUUCUCCCGAGCAUUCGUCUUACAUUGGUGCUUUGACAAGCGAAUCGAGCUCUUAACUAACCAGUGAACACGUUCUUUUUUAGGAUUUUCUCCUCCUUCUAUCCAACUGCUUAAUGUUUUUCCCUCUCCCUUUUCUCAGGGGGAAUGUUUAUGUAAAUAUUAUAUGUACUGUGUGACAUUCAGGGACACUAAAGGAACUGUCAGUGCGAGGCUGUGUCUGUUUCCCAUUAUGGAAGUGCAGGAUGGUAGUAAUUUUGGAAAAAGCUCAUUGUGGUUGAUAUCAUCUGAAUCUCAGCCCCAGCAGUCUGUGUAUAUUUGAAAUGGGCUGAUCUGCAGAGAUUUCCCAGAAUCUCCAUGUGCAGCUGUGUCACACAGUGUGAAAGUGCUCUGCAGCUGGACUCUCCGUAGCAAUAUUGUAAAUAAGGGAUUUUGGGUAACAUUUACAAGGGGGAUUCGGCCCAGUGAGUAGAAACAGAUUUGUUGAAACACACCAGAUACUCAGGUGCUGUUUUACUUCUGUCCUCUCUAACAGAAAGGUCAUCACAGAACGCCCAUUCCUGCUAUGUUGUAUAUGGCCACGGCCUUUAAUGAAUUUUCAGAACAUUGAUCAAAUCAGAUUGCUCCUGCUUCAGAAAUAAGUAGACAGCUGAGUAUCUGGUAAGUGUACACAAUCUGUUGUAACUAGAAAACUAUUCUGCUGUUCAUAUCAGUGCCAUGUGAUCAGAGGAAUGACAGGUGUUAGCCCCCUCAUGCUGCAUUCCUGGUAAAAAUGAAGUGGCUUUUGAUUAAUGGGUGUUUCCAUUUUGCCCCAAACACUUUCAGAUUUAAACUAACUGAUUAUUCCAUGAGGAAACAUCUGGCAGUAGUGUAACUUUGUAAGUGUAAACAAGUGUAUCUAUGUGUGUGUGUGUGAGAGAGAGACAGAGAGAGAGAGAGAGAGUGUGCACAAGUAUUUUAUAUAGAAAAUAAAAUAGGAGGAAAAUAUUCUUUAGGUACCUCUAAAAUUCAAACCACAAUCUCAAAAAUCACAAGGACUUUUUAAUGCAAAAUAUGUCUCACAACAUAUAUCACAAUAAACACUUCAAUGAACACUUCAAAACUUGUGCCUAGAGCAAUAAAAAAUCAAUGUUUUUGACUUGAGGUUGUGGUGAUGGCUGGUACCAAAGAAAUACUGCCAGGAAUAUCUUUUAUUGUUUUAAUCUGUCAUUACGUUUUGUGGGUGUUAGAAAGGAGGUGGAUGUGUGGUACAUUUGGUUUAUCGUUAUAGGCUUUUCUUUCCCAAUUUGAGCACAUUUGAGACAAAUCAUGAAUCACAUAGCCUAAUUCAGUUCCCAGUCACUAAAAUCUGAGUUAGCUUAAAACUAAAAGUAUUGUACAAGACCUGAGCUUUUGACAUGAAUUAAAAACUUUGUUACCACUCCUGUACCUUUUGUAUGACUCCGACACUGUCCAUGAAUGUUUUAAUUUGGAUAAAUUAUGAAUGUACUGCUUAUAAACAUCUGUAUUGUUUUCUUAAUGUUUCAGCGGUGUCUUUGAAAGUGCAAUUGUUUUCCAACCAGAUUUUUCUGUGUAAUUUGAAACAAUAAAUGGCUGUUCUCAGAUGAA
This is a messenger RNA of Anguilla rostrata (American eel), 3615 nucleotides long. RefSeq names its product tumor necrosis factor ligand superfamily member 10-like. NCBI's taxonomy places the organism in Eukaryota, Metazoa, Chordata, Actinopteri, Anguilliformes, Anguillidae. Gene Ontology annotation, molecular function: tumor necrosis factor receptor binding. Gene Ontology annotation, biological process: immune response. Bases 183 to 1109 code for a protein of 308 amino acids. Gene Ontology annotation, cellular component: membrane. The record is from RefSeq and is a predicted model, not a curated record. The transcript is spliced from 5 exons.